AUGAAAGGCCAGACACGGUUUGGCGUGAAAGGAAAAUUGGCACCAAGAUAUGUUGGACCCUAUGAAAUCCUUGAGAAAAUUAAUUCAAUGACUUAUUUGGUAGCUUUACCACCAGUCAUGGAACACAUGCACAAUGUAUUUCAUAUCUCUAUGCUUCGGGAUUAUUUGAGAGAUCCACUACAUGUAAUUGAGCCGACUCAUGUACUUCUCAAAGAUGAUUAUACAUACGAGGAGAGGCCAAUACAAAUUGUGAAUCGCCGAGUCAAAAGAUUGAGAAACAAAGAAAUUCCGUUAGUGAAGAUUGAUUGGAAGAAUCAUGGAGGAACCUAUGCAACUUGGGAGACAGAAGAAGACAUGAUGAGAAGAUACCCUGAGUUGUUUCCUUUGAAUCUGGUGUUCUUCCAAAAUGAAAGUAACUUGAGUUUAGAGGACCAAACUCUUUAA
Molecule: messenger RNA, 444 nt
Organism: Camellia sinensis
Lineage: Eukaryota; Viridiplantae; Streptophyta; Magnoliopsida; Ericales; Theaceae
Source: RefSeq, a predicted model, not a curated record